Rhinopithecus roxellana (golden snub-nosed monkey) is the source of this 2534-nucleotide messenger RNA. RefSeq names its product chromosome 8 C1orf198 homolog (gene C8H1orf198). The record is from RefSeq and is a predicted model, not a curated record. The transcript has 4 exons. The coding region runs from base 136 to 1119 and encodes 327 amino acids. NCBI's taxonomy places the organism in Eukaryota, Metazoa, Chordata, Mammalia, Primates, Cercopithecidae.
GGCUUGGAGACCCGGGUCCGCUGCUGUGCAGGGCGGGGUUCCCGGAGGGGGCGGGGCUCUGGGCGGUGCGGUGCGGGGCGGGGGCGGGCACAGCGCGGGGCGGGGCGCGGGCCCGGAGCGGCAGGCAGGCCGGGCAUGGCGUCCAUGGCGGCGGCGAUCGCGGCCUCGCGCUCGGCGGUCAUGAGCGGGAACCGGCCUCUAGACGACCGGGAGCGAAAGCGCUUCACUUACUUCUCGUCGCUGAGCCCCAUGGCCAGGAAGAUCAUGCAGGACAAGGAGAAGAUCCGCGAGAAGUACGGGCCCGAGUGGGCGCGGCUGCCGCCCGCGCAGCAGGACGAGAUCAUCGACCGGUGCCUGGUGGGGCCGCGCGCUCCGGCGCCCCGAGACCCCGGGGACUCGGAGGAGCUCAUGCGCUUCCCCGGCCUGCGCGGGCCCGCGGGCCAGAAGGUGGUGCGCUUCGGGGACGAGGAUCUAACUUGGCAAGAUGAGCACUCUGCCCCUUUCUCCUGGGAAACAAGGAGUCAGAUGGAGUUCAGUAUCUCCGCCCUAUCCAUCCAGGAGCCGAGCAACGGCACCACCGCCAGCGAACCCAGACCACUGUCAAAAGCUUCCCAGGGCUCCCAGGCCCUCAAGUCCUCCCAAGGCAGCAGGUCCUCCAGCCUGGACGCCCUGGGCCCCGCCAGGAAGGAGGAGGAAGCAUCCUUCUGGAAGAUCAAUGCUGAGAGGUCCCGAGGGGAGGGGCCUGAGGCCGAGUUCCAGUCGCUGACCCCUAGCCAGAUCAAGUCCAUGGAGAAGGGGGAGAAGGUCUUGCCUCCCUGCUACCGGCAGGAACCUGCCUCGAAGGACAGGGAGGCCAAGAUGGAAAGGCCUAGCACCCUCCGUCAGGAGCAGCGUCCUCUUCCCAACGUGAGCACCGAACGUGAGAGACCCCAGCCCGUCCAGGCCUUCAGCAGCACGCUGCAUGAAGCCGCCCCCUCCCAGCUCGAGGGGAAGCUGCCGUCUCCUGACAUCAGGCAGGACGACGGGGAAGACACCCUGUUCUUGGAACCCAAGUUUGCACAGGUCAGCUCAAGUAAUGUCGUCUUGAAGACGGGAUUUGACUUUCUGGACAAUUGGUAAAAUGUAUUAGAAAAAUGCAAUGAAGAACCCUAAAAUGUUUUCCAAAGUGGUGUGGUGGAGGAGGAUAAAAAGGGCCACCUUUUCCUAUGUAUUUUCCUGGUUUCUUGACACUCUUUUCUUAAUCAUUUGGAAACUGGUCAAUAUUGCAGAUUUUUUCUUUUUUGGUAGAACCAGAUAUAUAUGCUAUUUUCAGUGAUUUGAUAACAGAAGUUUUACAUUUGGAAUUUUUAAGGUCUGUUAAUAAUUCAGGAGAUCUUGUAAGUAAAACUUCUGUUCCCAGCUCCACCCAAUUUUCUCCUCCUCAAAGGAUGUAUUCCACCAAGUCACAAAAAUUGUAAAAGUGAUUUCCAUCUCCUUCUCCAUUAUUUCCCCUCCCCCCUCCCCUUUUUAACAUAUGGGUUCCUUUUGAGGGGUGAUUGAGGGUCAUGUUAUCAGCCAUGACAUCAGCGUGCUGGCCGUGACCCCGGAAAGAUUGGCCCCCAGAGACCUUCUUAGCCAGCACUCGCAGCUGUCCGGGACUUCUCUGGCGGAAGCCACGUCUCUCACAUCAUGUGCCACCCUCCACUUUCACGCCAUUUCCAGGGAACAGACUGCGGGUAUGUGGCAGCGUAGUCUUUAAGCUGCCCUGAUACGUAUUCAGAGUACGGAUCAUUGUUUUUAAAAAAGAGUUGCAUGUUUAAAGAGUUUUGUAUUAACUUUUCAUUAUUUUGUAUCUAGAUUAUCAGCAGUGGGGCUACCACUUUCUUUGGUUUUGUAUCCAUUUCCUCUUGGAAGUUCUUGUUGCUUAUGUGACCUGUUGGUUGUUCCCUGGACUGGGCACCUGCAGGAGUCAGGGCAGAUGGCAGGCGUGGCUGGAGGACAGGGCUCUUCUGCUUAGUUGUGUUAAAGUCUUCCAGCGUGGGACUGGUAGGAGCAGUGGGCAUUCUUUUUCCUAAGGGCUAGCCAGGCUGCAUCAUGACGGACCUUCCCCAGCCCUGACCACCACCAGAAGCAGAAGAGUGGAGUUUGUGAUCACCUCAGCAGCACCCGUGGAGGCCUGCAUGGUGUCAUAGCAGCAGUAUCUCUUGGAGCUGGUGCAGACGCCAAGGCUGCCCAGUGGUACAAGGUGGCCCACCUCCCCUAGGGAAGCUGCUGCACUCACAGGCUGCCCUGCCCAGUGGCCCUGGAGCUAUGUGAGCCUGCAGGGGGCAUCCAAGCAGAGCCUCAAGCCCGGUAUGGCGCCAUCUCCACGUUGCCAUCACUGCAUUCUCACCUGAAGCCUUAAUCUCUGCGACCCCUGCCAGUGAGCGCUUGGUUUCAAUACCAAAGUGUGUCUUUUUUUUUUUUUUUUAAUGCGUGUUUCAUAGGACCUUCUGAAAUGAUUUCCAGAAUAUUUUAUCUGGCUCCAAAAUAAAGCACAUCACAACUCACCUCAA